AUGGACGCUGUCAAACGCUUCUUCUCGUCGCCUCGGUUUGCUGUCGCUGGAGCCAGCAAUGACUCUCACAAAUUCGGUUAUAAGAGUAUGAGCCUUGAAUCCGGGAUGGGAUCAAAUAUUGACUUUCACAGUUCUUGCCUGGUAUCAUCAGCAUUCUCUGCCGGUGACCCCUCUGAAUCCCCGGGCCCCGAGUAUCGACCUAUCACCUUCACAUUCCUACAAGACCGUCGCAUCACCCUCGGCCCUGCUAUCCCCUGCGCAGACGUCCUUAUCGGUGGUGACUCCUCCUGCAGUCACCCUCCCUCUGUUGCAGGAGGCCCAUUCUGUGGGUAUUCCCGCCGUCUGGCUGCAGCCGGGAACAUUUGA
Aspergillus calidoustus is the source of this 366-nucleotide messenger RNA. NCBI's taxonomy places the organism in Eukaryota, Fungi, Ascomycota, Eurotiomycetes, Eurotiales, Aspergillaceae. The record is from the annotation of a GenBank genome assembly.